Molecule: messenger RNA, 837 nt
Organism: Macroventuria anomochaeta
Lineage: Eukaryota; Fungi; Ascomycota; Dothideomycetes; Pleosporales; Didymellaceae
Exons: 1
Coding region: 1-837 (278 amino acids)
Source: RefSeq, a predicted model, not a curated record
AUGCUACAACUCAAUGAGGUUAGCUACUCAGAGAGUGCCUCGGUCACCGCUAUUAGUGACUUCUUCAAAUUUCUCACGAGGAUGUAUCUCGACGAAGAGACCGUGGAGUGGCCACCCGAAGGAGGGUGGCCUACAACAACUAGGAAUGCUUUCGGAAGCAUGGAUAAAUCAGACCGAGUUAUCUCUCUAUUGCGCCAACUUCCUUACAUGCGGGACUUGCGCCAACUUCCUUACAUGCGGGACGACUCAGAUGGGGUGCAGCGUCCGCAGGGUCUUCCCGAGGCAACAUUCUGGAACUGGAAGGACAAUGUGAAGGACGACGAACCUCUGGAUCCUAAGCAAGUAAAGGAGGUAAAAAUUCUUACAGAGGAUUUUCUGUGCGAGACUACUACACCGGACAUCAUCGGGCUGCUAGAGGGUGGCCGAGACGAUAAUACCGUCAUCCUACUUGACACCCGAUAUGGGAUCGCCUACUGGCCAGAGUGUCCCAGCGAGAUCAGAGAUGAGACGGGCCAGGAACAGAUUCAAGACGAUUCUGACGCUUGGGCUUCUCAGGAGGAGGCUGAUUGGCGUUGCGAUGCGCCGGCUUGGACUAUUCCAGACUUUUUUGCAAUGCUCCAGGAACAAUUCGAGCAGCUUCGUUUCAUACCAGUCAAUUCCAGGCAGGUGGUUAACUCGUGGAGUGGAUACUCCGACGAUGGCGAGAUGGAGACCAUGUUGCAGGGGAUAUACCGGAAGCAUGGAUGGCCCGAUCUUGAGAAUUACAGGAAAGAAGAAUGCAUCCAGGCCGUGAAGCAGGCCUUGGCAGAGCAAUACCCUGACUUUGACCUGUAUUAA